GCUUCGAAAAGACAACGCAGAGUCUUGCCAAACAGCCCCCCCAGAUGUCGCCUGUCUACGACGCCCUUGCAUAGCGUUGCGUCGUAGCUUCGACUGAACAGCGUACAACUUCUGUAUGGACAUGCUGGGGUGCUCGUGAUAGAUUGCGAGAUUUCCUGGGCACCAUAUCCGCCAUAAUGUCGGUCGACGGCGAAAAGGACCCCUCGCUGGCUCAGCCCGGCGACACGGGCUCGACGACCGAUCUGGAGAAGAACGAUGCCGCCAGCGCGGUGACACCUCUGCCAGACACGACCUCGCCGCAGCAGCAGAACCAGUCACACUUGCCACUGUCCACGGCCGCCCUCUCGCUCGCCGACGUAGAGCCCGUCGAUGUCCAGGUCCGGAGCCUGGGCGUGUCAGUCGACACAUCGCCGUCCAUCCUCGAGCCUUCGACUUAUCCUGACCUCUUCCGCAGCAAGUUUGGCAGCGGGCAGGGUGGCCCGACGACCAAACAUCUCCUCUCGUCACUCGAUGCCUCGCUCAAGCCAGGUACUCUGACGGCCAUCAUUGGUGGCUCGGGCAGUGGCAAAACCACAGCACUCAACACCAUUGCCGAGCGUGUGGCCAGCUCGCGGCUAUCGCAGUCUGGACGGAUCACGUUCAACGGUGUCGAAGGCGUCCACCAUGUCCGGCAUGCCUAUGUGCUACAGCAGGACAUUCUUCUCCCCACCCUCACGGUCAGGGAGACGCUUCUUUACGCAGCAAGGCUCCGCUUGCCAUCCCCUGCCACGCACGAGGACCGUGUCCGGAUCGUGGAGGAAGUGAUCCUGGAACUCGGCCUCAAGGACUGCGCCAACACUCGCAUCGGAAACAGCGAGCACCGUGGCUGCAGCGGCGGCGAGAAGCGACGGACCAGUAUAGGCGUCCAGCUUCUCGCAAACCCUUCUGUCCUCUUCCUCGACGAGCCGACGACCGGCCUCGAUGCUACCAGCGCGUACCUGGUCGUCAAGACCCUCAAGGCCCUGGCCAACCAGGGACGAACGAUCGUGACGACUAUCCACCAGCCCCGAUCCGAGAUCUGGGAUCUCUUUGACAAUCUCCUGGUUCUUUCCAGGGGCAGCCCCGUGUACUCGGGCAGCACGAAAGAAUGCGUCUCGUACUUUGCCAGCCUCGGAUUCCAGCUGCCGCCAUUUGUCAACCCUGCCGAAUUCGUCAUCGACCAGGCGGCCAUAGACAAUCGGACCCCCGAGCUCGAGGCGGAAAGCACAGAACGAGUUCAGAGACUCAAAGCCCACUGGAUCGACCAGGCUGAGAAGCGCUUCGCAGACCUGCCAUCCCGCACUGACGAAAAGGGCCGUCUAGGCAAGAGGGCCAAAAUCUCGCAGAGCGUCGGCUUCGUGAGACAGCUGACGGUCUUGACGGACAGGACUUUCAAGGUCACCUACAGGGACCCCAUGGGCAUGGCAGGAGCCCUGAUCCAGACGGUCGUGAUGGGAGUUGUCAUGGGAUACGUCUUCUUCGCGCUGCCCUCAGACCUGUCGGGCAUCCGCUCACGCCAAGGUGCCCUGUACAUCGCCCUCAACUUGCAACCUUACUUGUUUCUCGUGUUCGAGAUCUUCAGGCUCACCGUGGAUGCGCCAACGUUUGAUCGGGAGAGCAGCGAGGGGUGUGUAACUGCCCUUCCUUUCCUCCUCUCGCGACGGCUGGCGAGGAUGUUCACAGAGGACGUGCCGGUCUGUGCCAUCUUCAGCAUCAUCUUCUACUUCAUGGCAGGGUUCGAGGCCGAUGCUUCCCGAUUUUUGCAGUUCUUUGCUGUGGUUCUGCUUAAUCACUACAUCAUUGUGAUGCUUGCGGCCACUGCUGUGUCCGUGGUCCGGAACUUCGCUGGUGCUGGCCUGAUUGCCAACCUGGCCUACACUUUGCAAAGUAUGGCUUGCGGAUACUUCAUCAACGUCGAAACUUUACCCGUCUAUGUGAGAUGGCUGAAGCACAUCACCUACAUGUACUACGCCUUUGGAGGGCUUUGCGCGAACGAAUUCGAGGACAGCUUCUACGAGUGUCCGUUGGAGGGUGGCGAGGCCAAUCCCGGCUGUGUUCAGUAUACAGGCCCAUACAUCAUGGCAAGUCUGGGAUUCCAAGAAGACUGGCAGGUGGAACGCUUCGUCAUCCUGGUCGCUUUUGUCUUGUUCUUCACGUUGCUGUCGUGGAUUGGCUUCGGCUUCCUCAAGGUCGAGAUGACCAUUGCUCGAGCCCGAACCUCCACCAAGGAUCUUUCCGUCGGACGCGAGAAGAUGACGGCGCGGUCCAUUCAGCAGGUGCGGGCCAUCGAUGUCGACCUCGCAGGCUACUCUCUCGCCAUCAAAAAGCGCACGGCACUGGGCAGGACCUUGCCUACAAAGGUCAUCGUCAACCCAGUCACAACCACUUUCCAGUCCGGCAGACUAAAUGUCAUCUGCGGCCCCUCCGGUAGCGGCAAGACAAGUCUUCUGAACGCUUGCGCCUUGCGGCUGAAGAACAGCAUCGGCACGCGAUACGAGACUGGCGGCAAGCUCAUGUUCAAUGGUGCAGUGCCACACGAGUCCGUGGUGAGGUCGGUCGUCUCCUACGUAUGCCAAGAUGACGACGCGCUGCUGCCGUCCCUGACGGUCCGGGAAACCUUGCGGUUCAGUGCCGGCCUGCGGCUGCCCUCGUUCAUGAGCAAGGAGGAGAAGAACCGCCGGGCCGAGGAAGUGCUCUUGAAGAUGGGGCUCAAAGAGUGCGCCAAUGUGCUCAUCGGAGACGACCAGGUCAAGGGCAUCUCUGGCGGUGAAAAGCGGCGCGUGAGUAUUGCCGUGCAAAUCUUGACGGAUCCUCGGGUUCUGCUUCUCGACGAGCCGACGAGUGGUCUCGAUGCGUUUACUGCGGCCAGCAUCAUGGAAGUGCUGCACGGCUUGGCCAACGAAGGCCGGACCCUGAUCCUGACAAUCCACCAGGCUCGUUCAGAUCUGUUUACGCACUUUGGAAAUGUCCUACUCCUCGCUCGCGGUGGGCAGCCGGCAUAUGCCGGUCCGGCAAAAAACAUGCUUGCCUACUUUGCCAGCCAUGGCUAUCACUGCCCAGAGCACACAAACCCUGCCGACUACGCAUUAGACCUCAUCACGGUCGACUUGCAAGAGGAGUCUCGCGAAGCCGAAAGUCGGCUGCGUGUCAACAACAUGAUUGAGGCGUGGGCUCGAGCGGAUCGUGACAGGUGGAUGUCCGACAAGACGCCCGCUGCCGAACCGAGCAGCACGACAGGCGGUUCCGCUACGGAUAAUGAGCCAGUCGACGAUCCGGCGGCACCGCCGAGGUCAUCGCUGAAUCGGAAUGGAAAGAGCGAGCUCGCCACGCCGGCGGAGCUAGGAGCGCUUGUGGUCCAGAGAGCGUCCUUCACGACGGCUUUGCCGCUCCUGUUCCAUCGGGCGCUCAUCAACAUUCGGCGCCAACCCCCGGUCAUGUUGGCGCGGACGAUGCAAGUGCUUGGCCUGGGGAUAGUGCUCACACUCUUCUUCUCCCCACUUGGGUAUGACUUUUACAGCGUGCAGAGCCGCGUAGGCUUCAUUCAGGAGAUCGGCGCAUUCUACUUUGUAGGCAUGCUUAACAACAUCGCCGUGUACAUCGCCGAGCGAGACGUCUUCUACCGCGAGGACGAUGACGGCGUGUACAGCAUCGAGUCUUUCCUGACCGUGUACACGAUCCUCGAGCUGCCCUUUGAGAUUGUCUCGUCUCUCAUCUUUGCCGUCCUGGCCACCUUUGCCGUCAACCUGCCGCGGACGGUCGAGUCGCACUUCUCCGUGGCCCUCGCGUGCUUCGCCAUCGUCUCGUGCGGCGAAAGCCUCGGCAUCAUCUUCAACACGCUGUCCCGCCACGCGGGCUUUGCCGUCAACAUUGUCUCUACGCUCCUCUCCGUCGCCCAGACCAUGAGCGGCAUCAUGAGCAUCGACAUGCCCCGUGUGUUUGUCAUCUUCAACUACCUCUCGCCCAUCAAGUACGCCACCGCGUUCCUCAUGCCCUACACCCUGCGCGGCAUCGAUUUCACCUGCGAGGACUCCCAGCGCCUCCCCACCACUGGCCAGUGCCCGAUCGAGACGGGAGACGACGUGCUCGAGCUGUACAAGAUGACCAACGACACGCCCAUCGUCGACGUGGGCACGCUGCUGGGGCUCGUGGUCGCGUACCGCGUGCUCGCGUGGGCGGUGCUCCGGAUCGUCCGCACCAGGUGGAAGAGUCUGCUGCACAAGCAGCGUGCUUCUUCUUUGGCGGCGGCAGCUGCGCCGGCGGCAGGGGCACCCUCAUCAUAGCCUCCCCCUCCCUCCGCCAACCGAACAACGUACGUGGUGAACUGCGGCGAGUGUUGAUGAACGGCAGUGCUUUGGCGAAGGUGGCCGCAUCGUCGGCACAAAACCCGUGACGGUUUUCCCACAUUGUGGCCGUUGGCUCACCACACCUUGGUUGUUUGUUUGUUUGUUUGUUGCCUCAUGAAUUUGCAUAUCCCAUCAAGUUAUACCCUGCAUUUAUAUUUUAAACCCCAUCUCACCGCGACAGCACAGCGAUAGUUCCUCUUUUCAAUGACACGCUUCAUAGACCAGCCAGCCGCGACCCGUCAUUUCGAAUAGCCAAAUUCCCCACCUGCCCUCCUCAAAGUGUAUAUAACUUUGCCCAACCGGCUUCUAUUAAUGCAUCAUCGUCCCCUCCACUGCACGAGGCAUACAAUUUACUACUGGAAACGCCA
Molecule: messenger RNA, 4729 nt
Organism: Microdochium trichocladiopsis
Lineage: Eukaryota; Fungi; Ascomycota; Sordariomycetes; Xylariales; Microdochiaceae
Product: P-loop containing nucleoside triphosphate hydrolase protein
Exons: 4
Coding region: 177-4298 (1373 amino acids)
Cellular component (GO): membrane
Molecular function (GO): ABC-type transporter activity; ATP hydrolysis activity; ATP binding
Source: RefSeq, a predicted model, not a curated record